Molecule: messenger RNA, 2904 nt
Organism: Trichobilharzia regenti
Lineage: Eukaryota; Metazoa; Platyhelminthes; Trematoda; Strigeidida; Schistosomatidae
Source: the annotation of a GenBank genome assembly
GUAGGCAGGUCGACGCGAACACAAGGUAGACCACAGAGAGAAAAAGGCGGCUUUGAUCCCCCAAAAGGAAUCUCAAUGUGUUUGUGAAGUUUUAAAAAAUCAUGUCCAAGAAGGACGUCUGCACAUAAAUUAUGAAGAAUGGAAAAUUUGAAUAGAUCAUAAGUAUGGUUUUUUAUAGCAGAUGGAUAGAAAACAAUGUCCUUCAGUAUGACUAGUAAGAUUCGUACUUGCCAUUGUGAUUCUAUUUCGAGACUUAUGGACUUUCCAGUUAUACUUACGAACAACUGAGGAAGAGAUGUAGCUCUCACUGCUUCCGGUAUCCACUAGAGCUUGCAUUGAUUUCCCAUUGACAGUAAGCUGCGUAACAGCAUCAGUGAGACUUUGAGGUGCUGAAGCCACAACGAGAGAUGAAAUUAUAGAGUUAACUGAAGAUGGACUUUUUCGUAGAUGGCGCAGACCUUCUGAAAAUGUCCUUGCUUGCCACAAGCUUUGCAAAUUGCAUCACGGGCGGGGCAUUUGGAACGAGGAUGUCUACGAUUACCACAGAAAAAGCAUUUGGAUUCAACGGCAGCAAUGGUUGUUUCAUUGACGAAGGGUGUGGAAUCUGAUGAAUGAGAAAUACGUUCUGAAGUCUCCAGCAGCUGUACGAAUCGGUUCACUCGCUCUGCAAUUAUCUUCUCAGAUAGAAAAAGCUUGUCAACGUGAUUCAUUUUCACGUUUCCUAUUAUCUACUCACAGAGCAUUAAUAGCCAACCUACUUUUAUGUCGUCACUCAGGGACACUGAUUGCCCGUCGUUUACGAGACAAGUAUUCCAGUCUACAUUCUACCUUAAAAACAGAUUCUCGGUUAUUUGUGACUCAAAAAGUUCUGCUUGGUGGAUCACUUAUUUCAUUUGCUCAAGAUAAAAUCACAGAUGAAGAAGUCUUAGUCACAUUGAAAAGCUUUUCAACGAAAGGUGGUGAUUCAAAUAGUCUCGAAAACACCAACUCGUUUGAUACAGAAAAUGAUGCUAGUGAGGAAAAUCAGCCUCCAUUUACUACUCAAGAUCCUACUCAUAAUCAACUUUGUGAAUCAUGGGAUCCUCCUUUGACUUUAAUUAUAAGGCAACUACUCCAGAAUUAUGCCGAGCGAAAAUCAUUGUUUUUACAUCCUGCUUUAGAAUCACUUUCAACCGAGGAUUCUAGCUCACAUCUUGACUCUAAUCCUCAAAUAAACGAGAUCCCUAGUGUGAAUAGUUUUAAUACCUCCCUUUCAUCAUUCUUUAUGGACCUGGACAUUCAACCAGAUGGUACAGGUUUCGUUGAUGAUUCAUGGGAAUUGGUGUUUGAUCGGCCAAAUAUGCAUGUUUGGCGAAAACCUGCAAAAGUAUAUCUUGACGACAAUGAAAAUAACUCUCCAAAGUCAAGCAAUAAAUACGAAUAUCGUGUUUGUGGACAAUUCCAUGACAUAUCAGCCUCAUCAUUUUUGGAAGUACAACUUAAUCUUGACUAUCGACGACAUUGGGAUGAUAAAAUUGUAGAAUUGGAUUAUAUUACACCAAGUGAUGUUGAUAGCAAGGAUUUUUCUAUCAUUCGUUGGGUUGUUCGCUUUCCAUUCCCGUUGGUUAAUCGUGAGUAUAUUUACAUGCGUCGUUGGUGGAUUCAACCUGGUGAAUGUCAUUCAAAUAUUCAAAAAUCUCCAGAAUUAUCCAGUGAACACAAAGACAAGUCUGCAGCAUCAGUCGUUUUAUGCCAAAGUAGUACAACUGAGGGGGCUCCAUCGUUUGGUCGUUACGCUUAUGUUAUUUCACGCUGCCCCUCAGAUUUUCAAAAUAGAUGCAUUCAGUCUUCAGGUAUCUCUUCAGUGGAGUCUUCGAAAAUGUCAAGUUUAUGGGCGAAUGCGAAAAGACGUGAUCUUGUACAGGUUCAUGAAUACCAUUCUGAGAUGUUGAUUGAAUCACAUGGGAAAUUCAGUCAGACUGGAUUAAAUUACUAUUUGAUCUACUAUGAUGAUCCAUGCCUUCCAGUUAAUGGUUCUCCAAUGAAAUUCUUCUCUGUUAAAGCUAUGGAGGAAUUUAUGUUACAACUUCAUAAAGCUGCAUUAAGACUACAUCAAAAUGGUCUACCACCUGGUAUCCAGCCUAUAGUAUACUUUGUGGAUGAAAUAAAAAGCAAUCAGAAAUCUGAUGUAGCUCCUGAGCUGAAAACAUUCCCACCUCCAAAAAAUAAACCAUCUGGUAAUAAAAAGUCAAAAUCAUAUUUCUUCACCGACCGCCCUCCAUCGGAACCCAGUUACCUUGAUUCGCCUGCAGCUGCCUUGUAUUGAUUGCUGAAAGUAAUAAUAGUAAUAAUAAUAAUAAGGAUAAGAAGUCUUUUUGUUGUUUUUUUUCUAGCUAUACACACAUGGUUUGCAUUUAUGCUAUGCAUUGCUCUUUGUCUGGUGGUGAUUUAAUGAUGACGACAGUGACUUUAAUUUCUCGCCUUCGAACUUACACCUAAAACCGGUCCUCUAUGUGUUUUCUCUUUAUAUUCUUUCUGAGUAAUUUGUUUACUUGUAUUUAAAACAGUAAGAAAAGCAAAUGAUUUGUUGUGUUCUCUUCAUCUCAUUGUUUCCUUGUAUUGAAUAACAACAGUAGUUUACUAUUUUUUCCCUAGAUUUAGCACUUACUACUUAAUUACUUAAUACUGAAGCUUUUUGUACACAUAUUUAGAUGGAUAUAAAGACGAUGGUGCUUAAAAAAGAAUGCAGACACUUCUGAAUGAAGACGUGAACUCUCUGAACCGGAAAAAACCAUAGUUUGAGAUUAUUUUUGUUUCUCUUUUUACUUCAAAAUAAACAACUCACAAAUGUAAUUACACAAAUAUGUACAGUAUGGAUAAAAAUAUAUAGUGAUUUAGUUAUAUUUCUUAUGUUUUUAAAAAAUU